This is a messenger RNA of Penicillium salamii, 567 nucleotides long. Lineage: Eukaryota; Fungi; Ascomycota; Eurotiomycetes; Eurotiales; Aspergillaceae. The record is from the annotation of a GenBank genome assembly.
AUGGCCGACACCGCACCGGCUCAGACAGCGGCACCCGCAAAUGGAGCCGCCGCACCCACACCCAGCGCAACAGCAGGAGCCCCGAAUGCGCCCGCGGAUCAGAACGCUGCGAGUCGCGGACUCCCGUAUUACGAGAAAUUGCGACGGGAGCUGAGGGACACACUGCAAAAAAAGCGUUUAAUGGACAAAAGCAUGGGUCAACUCGAAGAUCAAAUUUUCCGUUUUGAACAAUCCUACCUGGAAGAAACCACCGCCGGAAACAUCAUCAAAGGCUUCGACAACUACAUCAAGGGCUCAUCUAGCGGGUCCAGUCUCGGUGCUUCGGGCCUGGGAAUCGGCGGUGGCGUGGCUGGAUCAAGACGAAAAGCUGCAGUCACAGACUCGGAUCGAGUUUUUUCACGGAGCUCCGCAAGUUUCAUGAUGGACUCCCCCGGGCCCUCGUCUGCUCAAACCACACCUUCGCACGCUGCAACGCCAGCAUCCACACCCGGUGGAAACCUGUCAAUGAAGAACGAUGACGACAAACCCUCUGUCAAGCGAUUGAAGAUCAGCUAUGGAAGAGAUUGA